Molecule: messenger RNA, 805 nt
Organism: Juglans regia (Persian walnut)
Lineage: Eukaryota; Viridiplantae; Streptophyta; Magnoliopsida; Fagales; Juglandaceae
Product: 60S ribosomal protein L38-like
Exons: 1
Coding region: 450-746 (98 amino acids)
Biological process (GO): protein-RNA complex assembly; translation
Cellular component (GO): cytosolic large ribosomal subunit; ribosome
Molecular function (GO): structural constituent of ribosome
Source: RefSeq, a predicted model, not a curated record
UUCAUACGGUGAAGCUCCUCCCCAAACAGCUAUGUUUUGCACCAUCUCAGACGCAUCAAGUACGACGGAAGCCACCCCUAAACAGCCACAUGACUUGACGCAGCGCCAAGCCACAAGCCUCAAGAUCCCCUGUUUCAUUCAACUUAAAACAGAGCACCUUAUCCUCUCCUCCUUCCAUGGUUUUACAUUUUGCCUAUGUCUAGAACCUUCCCCACAUCCAACCUCACGUCGGAAACCCUAGGAUCCAUGGGCCACUGCCCUUCAUCUGUAGCAUUGUUUCUGCGGUUUGGACGAAGGGAACACCAACUGAUAGACAUUGAAGUUGUUGUGCACCACAGGUGAAGACCUACGCCCCACUCAGCACCGUGAUCCUCCCGCUCAACCUCUCCGAGUGCCACCCCACUUUGUCUGCUAGAAAGUCAAACUGGGAGAAAACCACGUGCGACACCAUGCGGACAAUGCUCUUCGACAGCACAUGCGAUUUGGGAGCGCUUUGGUCGUCAGCCCCACAAGCUUCUCUGACAGGCGAAGUCAAAAUGCAAAAGCAAAUACAUGAGAUCAAGGAUUUCCUUCUCACUGCGAGAAGGAAGGAUGCUCGCUCUGUCAAAAUCAAGAGGAGCAGGGAUGUGGUGAAGUUUAAAGUUCGCUGCUCCAAGUACCUUUACUCACUGUGUGUGUUUGACUCAGAGAAGGCUGAGAAGUUGAAGCAGUCCCUUCCUCCAGGUUUGAGCGUGCAGGAUCUUUGAAGGAAUGCUAGUUCUUUUGCGAGUUCCCAUGAGAAGCUGAAACAUUUUUGUUCUUUUGC